UUGAGGGCAUUGAGUUCCCUCAGUUACGAACAAUGGCCUUAACGGGAUUACCUAAGUUCCAGAAUUUCUGGCCUACAGCUAACAACUCCAUCACUCACUCAAAUCCUCUUUUUGAUGAAAAGGUUUCUUGUCCCAACCUGGAAAAGCUAGACAUCAGCGGCCUUAAAAGCAUAAGUGCUCUAUGGUCUCACCAACUUCCAAAUGACUACUUCACCAAACUUCAAACAUUGAGAGUAUCAUGUUGUGGAAAAUUGAAAAACUUGAUGUCUCCAUCAAUGGCCAGAGGUCUUUUGAAUCUCAAAAACCUAGAUAUAAGACACUAUAAAUCAAUGGAAGAAGUGAUCACAAAAGGAGAAGGAAUCAUGACCUUAUUUCCCCGAUUGGAAACCCUGUACCUUGGUGAGCUGCCUAAACUGGGGCAUUUCUUUCUGACAGAGCAUGCUCUUGAAUUUCCAUUUCUCAGGAAAGUGACUAUUUGCAACUGCCCUGAAAUGAAGACGUUUGUCCAACAGGGAAUAUCUGUGAGUACACCCAGUCUCACAGAGGUGUACAUUGAUUAUAAGGAGGUGAAAGUAGAUGAUCUGAAUAAAUGGAUACAGCAGAGGUUCAAUAACAAGGAACAAGAAGCUAGUGAUCAUGCCGAAGCUGAACCUAGUCAUGCCAGACGUUAGGAAACUGGUAGGAAAAACUCAAUGACACAAUGCAAGUAAAACCUUGAACAUCACCUGAUACAAAUGCUCGUGAUGGAGGUAAUUAACAAGCAGAGGCGGAUCUACUUGAUAUAUGGUUUAUGUUUGGAAUAAAUGUUUAAUGUUAAAAUAAAGUGAUGGAGCUUUUGAAUAAGCAUCGAGUACUUAAAAAGGAUUUCACCAGUGGUCUUAUCAAGAAUAGUUUGAUUAGAGGAACUACAUAUCAUGGGAGUAGAACAUUGUAGUUACACCACCUCGAGGGAUCUGAAAUCCUUAUCGUGGUCGACUGCACUGACAUUGUAGUGUGUAAAAGGUGUUCAGUGUGUGUAAUCUUGAAAU
Solanum tuberosum (potato) is the source of this 1028-nucleotide messenger RNA. RefSeq lists its product as uncharacterized. The coding region runs from base 33 to 671 and encodes 212 amino acids. Lineage: Eukaryota; Viridiplantae; Streptophyta; Magnoliopsida; Solanales; Solanaceae. The record is from RefSeq and is a predicted model, not a curated record. The transcript is spliced from 3 exons.